This is a messenger RNA of Camponotus floridanus (Florida carpenter ant), 3332 nucleotides long. RefSeq names its product protein Wnt-5b. The record is from RefSeq and is a predicted model, not a curated record. Gene Ontology annotation, biological process: cell fate commitment; neuron differentiation; multicellular organism development. The transcript has 8 exons. Gene Ontology annotation, molecular function: cytokine activity; frizzled binding. The coding region runs from base 2026 to 3138 and encodes 370 amino acids. Gene Ontology annotation, cellular component: extracellular region. NCBI's taxonomy places the organism in Eukaryota, Metazoa, Arthropoda, Insecta, Hymenoptera, Formicidae.
GAUUACGAUUUUGAGGUGUCGCCUGUCGAGUGGUAGUCUUGUUACACGAGCGGCAGACUCGAAGGAUACGAAGGAUUAAUUGGCGGGUCCGAUCGCGCACGCUGCCACCCUUCGCUCUGCCUCCCCCUUUUUCUUCUCGCAGUGAUCCCUUCGAAGGGGUUGCACGCCACGCCGGAUACCGCGGGCACGGCGAGUGGCAGGAGGAGAAAAAAGAAGCGCAGAGGAGGAAUGAAAGAAAGGAGUUGCUAAUUGACACGGACGAUUGCAUGUAACGGUAUAAUUAGAGAAAAGAAUACGAAGAGCCCGGGCCGAUGCACCGAUGAAACCAAUGAACCAGCCACCGCGCGGCCAGAAGGAAAGGAGAGAGAAGGAAAAAGCGCGAGCGGAGCAACGGAAGAGAGACGAACGGAAAGGCAGAAAAGUAGCAGGGGAGAGAAGCAGCCGGCGGCUUUCGUGCGACCAUCGAGGGGUUCCCUCUCCAGAGAAAGAGCCGUGGAUAAGAGAGAGCGAGAGGAUGAUAGCGGGAGAGAAACAAGGAGAAAGAGGGAGGCACUGCUUGGAGAGACAGAGAAGGAGAGUAGGGGUACGUAAACAGCAGAGGGAGCGGGAGAGAGAGAAAGAAUGAUAGAACGAGGGGAGAGGGAGAGCGAAAAGAGAGGGACCAUGGGCUCGUGGACCCUGCUGCGUUCAUUCUGUACCAACACGCCGCGCUGAUCGGUUUCGCAGCGUUCCUGGGAACCCCCCGCAAUAACACGAGGAACAGCCGUUCUCCAACGAGAUCGCUUUCAGAGGGAAGAUCCUGCUCAGUGUCGUUAGAUUUUCAUCUCUUCAGCGACAUCUUCUCGACCUCCUCUCCUCGCCGAGAUACGAGCCGCGCGUCCCGUGACGACAGGAUGCCGCAGGACGAGACUCGGGAAGUGUCCCGGUGAAAGGUGUAGCGAGAGUCUUGUCGUCUUUUUUUUUCGAGAACUGAUCUCGUCGGGACCAGACUUCCUCAUCCGAAUACCUAGUGAAGAACCGCAACUAUUGCUGCGAUCCUCGAGGGGAUAUCUGAGCAAAAAGCAUCUCUCCAGAGAGAAUUGCGACAUCAUUCGGGAAAGGUGAUCUUGGGUUCCCCGGCGAUUCGCGGAUAGAUUUAACCUGAAGAAAGUUUCAUCUUCCUGCCACCGGUCAGUCCUAUCGUAGAUUGAAAAGAAACUCGGUAUUAUUAUGAAGAAAAAUCGUGCGAAUGCUGACAACUUUAACGCGAAAGCGAGUGCUCGAGGGACCAACGAAUGAUGUAUGUCGGUGGUUCGCUUUUAUCUCGGACGUUUGAUCGAGAGACAGGUUUCCGAACGGAACAAGAACAGUUUUACGGGCGUCGCGCAUUCGCGAGCAGCGAGAUAUAAAUUCAUCAGCAUUCGGAGCAACGAUUCACGCGAGGAAGACCAUGCAUUGAAGAGAUCGCGGAGAUUGAUCUCGGCGAUUGGACGGCACGAAUAAGUCGAUUCUUCUUCGAGGUUGAAACGAGAAUUAACGGCGGCAUUUCCAAUCGGCGCGGUUCUUUUACGAGGCUCCAGCAGCGGCGGAAAUUAUUCCGUCAAGAUCGCAAUCGCCGGAGCGCGAGCAGCUCGCCCAGGCGAUCAGGUUUCGCCCCGCGAAAGAAACCUGGCUUCGCGUUCUCCGCUGGAGAAAGAUCCUCGAGAGUGGUCGCACGGUCGGAUCCGAGAGAUAGGGCGGACUAAUUAUGCGAGUCGGUGGGUCUUAUGGGCCGCAAAAUGAGACGUGAAACGGCGCGUCGUGUCAAGCGAGGAACAAGAGGAAGAGGAACGUUUUCGGAGACUCUACUCGCGGAAGGGACGAGGACUUGUCGCGGAGAUUUUCGAUGAAAAAAAUCAAGGGAAGGAAGAACGACAAUAAUCGAUUCGCAUUCGGUAGGAUCGGGAGGAGCGAUAAGCGAGGAUCAUCCCGCCGAGUCGAACUGAACCGAGACGCAAUUAUCUUGGAUACUUAACGACCACGGCUCGUUCCGUUCCGGGGGAAAACAUGACGAUACGCGGCGAUGGUCUACUAGUGAUACUGCGAUCAUUGUUGAUCGUCGUCGUCGUCGCCACCGCUUCCACGGUACCGGGGACCUGGAUAAAUCUGGGUCUACGACACUUCCCACAAUUGGAAGCGGCGCAGUCGAUGGAGACGUUCGACGCGAGUGCCUCCGAGAUCUGCACCAGCUUGAGGGGAUUGUCUCAAGGUCAAGGGAAGCUUUGUCAAUUAUCCGUGGAUCACAUGUCCAGCGUGACCAAAGGUGCAAAAUACGGCAUCGCAGAGUGUCAGCAUCAGUUCAGAGACAGAAGGUGGAAUUGUUCCACCGUUCACGACGAGAACGUGUUUGGGCCGAUACUUAGAAUAGCGAGUAGGGAAACUGCAUUUGUUCACGCCAUCACCGCUGCUGGUGUAGUUUACUCCAUCAGUCGCUCUUGCCGAGAUGGUCAACUAUCGUCAUGUGGCUGUUCCAGGAGUAGCAGGCCCAGAGAUUUGAAUCGCGAUUGGAUCUGGGGCGGAUGCGGGGAUAAUCUCGAGUACGGCUACAAAUUCACGCAAUCAUUCGUUGACGUGCGAGAGCGCGAAGGUAGCUUUAAGAAAGGCAGCCGGGAACAGGGCAGAAGCUUGAUGAAUUUACACAAUAAUGAAGCCGGUCGCAGGGCCGUCAUCAAAAGGUCCAAGGUGACGUGCAAAUGUCAUGGCGUUUCCGGAAGCUGCAGUCUGAUUACUUGCUGGCAGCAACUCACAUCGUUUCGCGAGAUCGGCGAUUUUCUGUUGGACAAAUAUGACGGUGCAACUGAGGUCAAGGUCAAUCGGCGGGGUCGCUUGUCGAUGCGCGAUCCAAGAUUUUCCGUGCCUACUGCCAAUGACUUGGUCUAUCUGGAUGACUCGCCAAACUAUUGCCUUCCAAAUGAUACCUUAGGAUCGUUAGGUACACAGGGCAGACUAUGCAAUAGAACUUCCUCCGGCAUGGAUGGUUGCAAUCUUCUUUGUUGUGGCAGAGGGUACAAUACACAAAAGUCGACCAUCAGGGAGAGAUGCGAAUGUAAAUUUCACUGGUGUUGUUACGUCGAAUGCAAGACUUGCGUGAAAAAUAUCGAUAUCCAUACUUGCAAGUAGAGUGCUACUUUCUUACUAUUUAUUCUUUUUUUUAUGAUCCUUUUUUUGACUUAUCUUCGUAUUAUCGAAGGUAUAUACAUAUAUAUAUACGUGUAAUUAACGGUGUCAUAUUCUCAUAACAGUGGCAUUAUUGUUUCGUGCAGUCAAUGAAUUUUUGUAUAUUAUACUCUUUCUUUAAAAGUACUCUCUAUAUA